AGAGAAAAACACAGAAACACCGGUAAAAAAAAGAAAAAAUCCAGCGAAGAAGAGAGAGAAAAGAUUUGUAUUCACUUUCGACUUUCGUGGCUUUGAUAGAUAGAUAGAUAGAGAGAGAGAGAGAGAGAGAGUGAGAGAAGAGAAGAGAGUGUGAUAAUACUAAUUUUCUCUCUCCUCAAUUUGGGAACUUCUUAAUUUUGAAUCGAAAAGAGGGAACGAUCUAGGGUUUCAUUUCUUUUCAAAUUAGGGAUUUAGUGAUGUUUAAUUAUCUGGAUUUUUUCAGCGAUCUCAACAAUUAGGUAUUUAUUAUUUUGAAUUUUAAUAGUUUGGGUUGAGAUUUUUUUUUUUUAAUUUUUUUGGGAGGGAGGGUUUGAAAUCGGGGAGAAGAUGGAGGUAGAUUCGUCUUCAUCAAUGGAGAACGAUAAAGAUCCUUCUUCAACACCAAACAAUAACAGUAACUCUCCAUCUCCGCCACCUUCGUCUUCUUCUUCGGCUUCGGCUUCGGUUUCUCAAACGACGCCGUCUUCGUCUUCUCCAAUGGAGAAAGAUGUACAACAGCAACAACAACAGCAAGUACAGGGACAAGGGCAAGGACAGAUAGUUGGGCCUCGGUGUGCGCCGAGUUAUACGGUGGUGAAUGCGAUAAUUGAAAAGAAAGAGGAUGGGGCUGGUCCACGGUGCGGCCAUACUUUGACGGCGGUUCCGGCGGUUGGGGAAGAAGGUAGUCCAGGUUAUAUUGGGCCGAGGUUGAUCCUUUUUGGUGGUGCUACUGCUCUUGAAGGAAAUUCUGCUGCUGCUGGAACUCCUUCUUCUGCUGGAAGUGCUGGCAUCAGGCUGGCGGGUGCUACAGCAGAUAUUCAUUGUUAUGACGUGUUAACCAAUAAAUGGUCUAGGAUUACUCCCAUUGGAGAGCCUCCUACACCUCGGGCAGCUCAUGUUGCUACAGCUGUUGGCACUAUGGUGGUUAUACAGGGUGGUAUUGGUCCAGCUGGUUUAUCUGCUGAGGACCUACAUGUUCUUGAUCUUACCCAACAAAGGCCACGUUGGCAUAGGGUGGUGGUUCAAGGCCCUGGACCUGGGCCACGUUACGGACAUGUCAUGGCCCUUGUGGGACAAAGAUAUCUUAUGUGCAUUGGCGGAAAUGAUGGGAAGCGACCCUUGGCUGAUGUCUGGGCAUUAGAUACUGCGGCAAAACCAUACGAGUGGAGGAAAUUGGAACCUGAAGGUGAAGGUCCCCCUCCAUGCAUGUAUGCAACUGCUAGUGCUCGUUCUGAUGGUCUUCUUCUACUCUGUGGAGGGAGGGAUGCAAACAGUGUGCCGUUGGCGAGUGCAUAUGGACUUGCUAAGCAUAGAGAUGGUCGGUGGGAAUGGGCAAUUGCUCCUGGUGUUUCACCAUCCCCUAGAUAUCAGCAUGCUGCGGUUUUUGUGAAUGCACGACUGCAUGUGUCUGGAGGUGCACUUGGUGGGGGGCGCAUGGUGGAAGAUUCAUCCAGUGUGGCAGUGCUGGAUACAGCAGCAGGAGUUUGGUGUGAUACAAAGUCAGUUGUUACUAGUCCAAGGACUGGUCGGUAUAGUGCUGAUGCUGCCGGUGGAGAUGCUUCUGUUGAGUUAACAAGGCGGUGCAGGCAUGCUGCUGCUGCAGUUGGUGACCUGAUUUUUAUCUAUGGUGGUCUACGCGGUGGUGUGCUACUUGAUGACUUACUUGUUGCUGAGGAUCUUGCUGCUGCGGAGACCACAAGUGCUGCUUCACAUGCUGCAGCUGCAGCUGCUGCUUCCAAUUCACCACCAGGAAGAUUACCUGGAAGGUAUGGUUUUGCCGAUGACAGAUUACGGGAGAAUGAUCCUGAAUCAGUGGCCGAUGGUGCAGUUGUGCUGGGGAGUCCUGUUGCCCCCCCAGUAAAUGGUGACAUGUAUACAGAUAUAAACCAUGAAAAUGCCAUGUUGCAGGGAAGCCGGAGGCUCAGCAAAGGAGUUGAGUAUUUGGUUGAAGCCUCAGCAGCCGAAGCAGAGGCUAUCAGUGCUACGUUGGCUGCUGCUAAAGCACGUCAAGUUAAUGGUGAAGUAGAACUCCCAGAUAGGGGUGAUCGUGGUGCUGAGGCUACGCCUAGUGGAAAGCCUAUACCAACUAUGAUCAAGCCAGACUCUUCUGUACCAAUUAGUACCCCUCCCCCAGGGGUUAGGCUCCAUCACAGAGCUGUAGUUGUAGCCGCAGAGACUGGCGGUGCUUUGGGUGGCAUGGUUAGACAGCUAUCUAUUGAUCAGUUUGAGAAUGAAGGCAGGCGUGUUAGUUAUGGGACCCCAGAGAAUGCUACUGCAGCAAGGAAAUUGCUUGAUAGGCAAAUGUCGAUCAACAGUGUUCCAAAAAAGGUUGUAGCACAUCUUCUUAAACCUCGAGGGUGGAAACCUCCGGUCCGCCGACAAUUUUUCUUGGACUGCAACGACAUAGCAGAUCUAUGUGACAGCGCAGAGCGAAUAUUUGCUAGUGAACCAAGUGUCCUUCAACUUAGAGCUCCUAUAAAAAUCUUUGGUGAUUUGCAUGGGCAGUUUGGGGAUCUUAUGCGACUUUUUGAUGAAUAUGGUGCUCCAUCAACGGCUGGGGAUAUAGCAUACAUAGAUUAUCUCUUCUUAGGUGACUACGUAGACCGAGGACAGCAUAGCUUGGAAACUAUUACACUCCUACUUUCAUUGAAGGUUGAGUAUCCUCAAAAUGUACAUUUAAUUCGAGGCAAUCAUGAAGCAGCUGAUAUCAAUGCCCUUUUUGGCUUCAGGAUUGAGUGCAUUGAGCGUAUGGGUGAAAGAGAUGGUAUCUGGGCAUGGCAUCGGUUAAACAGAUUAUUCAAUUGGCUUCCUUUGGCAGCUCUUAUUGAGAAGAAAAUUAUAUGUAUGCAUGGUGGCAUUGGACGAUCAAUUAAUCAUGUAGAACAGAUUGAGAACAUUCAACGCCCUAUUACAAUGGAAGCUGGCUCAAUUGUUCUGAUGGAUUUGUUAUGGUCGGAUCCAACAGAAAAUGACAGCGUGGAAGGUUUGCGUCCAAAUGCCAGAGGUCCUGGUCUAGUCACAUUUGGGCCCGACCGUGUCAUGGAAUUUUGUAACAACAAUGAUCUUCAGUUGAUUGUACGUGCACACGAAUGUGUCAUGGAUGGUUUUGAGCGGUUUGCUCAAGGGCAUUUAAUUACUUUAUUUUCAGCUACCAACUAUUGUGGUACUGCAAAUAAUGCAGGAGCUAUCUUGGUAUUAGGGAGGGAUCUAGUGGUGGUUCCAAAACUUAUUCAUCCCCUGCCUCCAGCAAUUUCAUCACCGGAGACAUCUCCGGAUCGACAUAUUGAGGAUACUUGGAUGCAGGAGCUUAAUGCUAACCGACCGCCGACACCAACUAGAGGCCGUCCUCAAGUUGCAAAUGAUCGGGGUUCUCUUGCUUGGAUCUAAUUGGAGUGUAAUGGUUUGCCACUCAUGUUGGAUCAUGCUUCCACCCGGGGGUUUUGGCAUUUGGUAUCGCAGGAUGCUGUACAUAGAAUGUCCUGAACUCAAUUUAAGCCAUGAAAAUUUUGAAGACCCUCUUGGGAUAACCACACGUUCGGAGGUCUUCAAUUGAUGAUGGAUGUAUGGAUCUCAGUGCGAAUGGGAGUUCACUCAUCUCAGUGGGAUGUGCUAUAAGAAUUGCCAGCAUGGGUAUCCUAGGGAGUUGGCCCUUGUACAUUUGAUCAAAAAUAUGCUGGUGGAAAGUCCAGAGUCUGGGUUAUUUCUGUAGUCAGGUCGAUAGUUUUGGGUAUUCUUCUGAUUAGUUUUCUAUUGAUUUUUUUUGGUUUGGUCCUCGAUUAGGGUGUAUUUGUCACAAGUUGGGUGUAUGCUAUUGGUGAGGUAACAUUAUAUCAAAUCCAUGGUGAGAGGUCCUUGUAUAAUAGAGGUAAUGUUUGUAAUUUUGUGUUCAUUUUUCUGUGUAACUUAAUUUUUUUUAUCAAGUGGUAUGAAGGUUUUUUGCCUAGCAAGUGCUCCAUGCAAAAACAGAUGUUGCCCUCUUAUACAUUUAAGGCUCCCCUGUUGGCCCCAAUUGUUUUUAUAUGCUAUUAAAAGAAAAAGAAAUUCGUUCU
Chenopodium quinoa (quinoa) is the source of this 4088-nucleotide messenger RNA. RefSeq names its product serine/threonine-protein phosphatase BSL3-like. Gene Ontology annotation, molecular function: phosphoprotein phosphatase activity; protein binding. The coding region runs from base 388 to 3426 and encodes 1012 amino acids. The transcript has 21 exons. Gene Ontology annotation, biological process: brassinosteroid mediated signaling pathway. NCBI's taxonomy places the organism in Eukaryota, Viridiplantae, Streptophyta, Magnoliopsida, Caryophyllales, Amaranthaceae. The record is from RefSeq and is a predicted model, not a curated record.